Messenger RNA from Suillus subalutaceus, 1581 nucleotides. RefSeq lists its product as uncharacterized. The record is from RefSeq and is a predicted model, not a curated record. The coding region runs from base 1 to 1581 and encodes 526 amino acids. The transcript is spliced from 3 exons. NCBI's taxonomy places the organism in Eukaryota, Fungi, Basidiomycota, Agaricomycetes, Boletales, Suillaceae.
AUGCCUCCCAAAAGACCCAGACAAGCAAAAGCAGGUGCGAUCCUGAGCGGCAUCUCACGUGCUGGCCCAGGGGAGGCAGAUAUCGGAAGCAUGGUGCCACAGGAUUCAUCCAACCACUCCAGAAACCACGAGGAGCUACUUCAAUAUCCAUCCACUACCUUAUCCAAUAUGCUUGGGAUGUAUUGCCACUUGUGCUGUGAUGGGAUACAGCCUGGAUUCCAACACCAGUGCAUCAACUGCAGCGCUCUCAUUUGCGAACAAUCCGUUCCUCGGAGCAGCGGUUGCAUUGUUCACGGAUCUGUAGUGUGCAGCAAGGAGGAGUUCCUGUGCCCAAUUUGUGCAAGGACUGGACAGAAGAAAGAUUCCCCUUUGCCGUACGGAUAUUCUGGCUUUGGAAGGCGAAAAAAGGUGAAGAUGGAAUGGCCGAUGUGCCUUGUGAACCUCAAUGCGGAGUCGUUGGAGGAAGGCUUCCUUGCAAAGACCACCAAGGUUGAACUAAUCAAUCAUUACAGGUCACACGCAUCAAACCUGUUCAUUCACACCUUGCCGAUAGCUCAGGGUGUGCGCGCGUCCGAGUCCAAGAACCUUGGGGGUGGGAUCGAGCUUAUGCAUAAGGCCAUAAAGGCUGGAUGUCCCCCGAAUUAUUUUGUCGUGAUUGACACGGACUCGGAUGAGUUUGCCAAAGGAAACGCCGUAGUCUCAGACGUUGUCGCAAAAUCCCUUGGUAAAGAAUUCAUGGAGUGCAUGGGAGCAGCCUCUUCUGCUGCAAGGGGUGACACAGCUGUCAAUGUCACGGCAACCGGGAACAAGCCGUGGUGCGAUCUCACUGCCAAGUCCAGAGGAGGACGGAGGGUUCUCCUCCUGGUCGGCAGCCAUCCUGCUAUCAGGCUCCGUCAUCACUUUGAAUCACUUGUGGCGUUGGUGAAGAAUGACAGUUUCGACUUCGUUCUUGGUUUUGGCGGUUCUGGUAGCUCCACAUCUCAAAUAUCUCAUACCGUGCGCUCCCUCAUUGUGGAGACUGGAGUGUUCGGACAAACCGAUCCAUGGUCUGCAUUGAGGGACAUCCUCGCGUCGAACCACCAAGUCUUAGACUACACAACUGUUGUGGUGUUGUACGCGACCGACACCGGUGUCUCCCGCCAAAUCGAAUGUCGUCAGAUUGGGAAGGACAUCCCUGCAUCGCAUGCAUUUGGCUACGAGUUCAAGCUGUGCGGAACAGCUGGAUGCGAUCCAGGGCUAAAAGGCAUGCAGGUCUACAACCAGAGGGAGAAAGUCCGGCUUCGGUGUACCUUGUGCCACUGGAGGUCUCCAUGGGUAAGGACCGAUGAGGACAACGAACACUUCAAGAGGGUGAACGCACUCACUGCGCCUCAGAUAUUCUGGCACCAUUUCCCCCCCUCAAAAGAACUUCAACAGUUUUUCAUCAAACUCGAGCCACGCGAACCAGAAGGAGGAGACAAGGGGGUGAAAGGUGGAGUCGCGGAGGGGAGGAGAGAGACAACCACCUCUCAGCAGCUGGAAGAUGUGCAGAUGCUGAACUUGGACUCAGGACAUUCCCUUGCGAUGGACGUUGAUGAAUGA